This is a messenger RNA of Pelodiscus sinensis (Chinese soft-shelled turtle), 2182 nucleotides long. NCBI's taxonomy places the organism in Eukaryota, Metazoa, Chordata, Testudines, Trionychidae. The record is from RefSeq and is a predicted model, not a curated record.
GUCAGACCCUUCACGUUCUCUACAUGCUUGACUCGGGAAUGAGUACAGGCAGAGUCAACCCGUACAGCAUUGUGUCCUCCGAGGAAGACGGGCUGCGGUUGACCACCAUGCCAGGAAUCAACGGUUUUGGGAAUGGUAAGAUUCACACCCGGAGGAAAUGUCGGAACAGGUUUGUGAAGAAGAACGGGCAGUGCAAUGUGGAAUUCACCAACAUGGAUGACAAGCCACAAAGAUACAUCGCUGACAUGUUCACAACGUGUGUCGACAUCCGCUGGCGAUACAUGUUGUUGCUCUUCUCCCUGGCCUUUCUGGUAUCCUGGCUACUGUUUGGGUUGAUUUUCUGGCUCAUUGCACUUGUCCAUGGAGACCUAGAAAACCCGGCUGGGGACGAGGACUUCAAGCCAUGCGUUCUUCAAGUAAACGGCUUUGUGGCAGCCUUUCUGUUCUCCAUUGAAACCCAAACGACGAUUGGCUAUGGAUUCCGCUGCGUGACGGAGGAGUGCCCGCUAGCCGUCUUCAUGGUGGUGGUGCAGUCCAUCGUGGGGUGUAUAAUCGACUCGUUCAUGAUUGGGGCAAUCAUGGCAAAAAUGGCCAGGCCCAAGAAAAGGGCCCAGACAUUACUUUUCAGCCGUAACGCCGUCGUGGCCAUGAGAGAUGGGAAACUCUGCCUGAUGUGGAGAGUUGGGAACCUUCGAAAAAGCCACAUUGUAGAAGCCCAUGUAAGAGCACAGUUAAUUAAGCCCAGAAUCACCGAAGAGGGGGAGUAUAUCCCCCUCGAUCAAAUAGACAUCGACGUUGGGUUUGACAAAGGCUUGGACCGUAUUUUCUUGGUGUCUCCAAUCACCAUUCUUCAUGAGAUCAACGAGGAAAGCCCUCUGUUUGGAAUUAGCCGCCAGGACCUGGAAACAGAUGACUUUGAAAUUGUGGUGAUCCUUGAAGGGAUGGUGGAAGCCACUGCCAUGACAACACAAGCGCGGAGCUCCUAUUUGGCAAGUGAGAUCCUGUGGGGUCACCGCUUCGAACCCGUCUUGUUUGAGGAGAAAAACCAAUACAAAGUAGACUAUUCGCACUUCCACAAAACCUACGAGGUGCCAUCCACCCCGCGCUGCAGUGCUAAGGACUUGGUGGAGAACAAAUUCCUGCUUCCUAGCACCAAUUCCUUCUGCUACGAGAAUGAGCUUGCCUUCAUGAGCCGCGACGAGGAAGAGGAGGAGGAAGAGGACGAUGACAGCAGGGGUCUGGAUGGCCUGAACCCGGACAACAGGCAUGAAUUUGACAGGCUCCAGGCCACGAUAGCACUGGAUCAGAGGUCGUAUAGAAGGGAGUCAGAAAUAUGACCCAUGGCCCCUUCGCUAACUGUUCUGAGGGUAUUUUUCCUCUCAUCUUUUCCCCUACCGCCUGCUCAAAUUAUGCAGAACAAUGCAAGUGCCAUAGGAAUGCUUGAGAAAUUAGUAUUGUUUGUAGUUUUAAGUUUCAUUGCAAUAACCACUGAACGGUCUGUGAUAGGAAACCACAGCCAGCCACAACAUGUUUUGAACUUCCAGUGUUGAUAAAGCAAAUUAGAAAAUGUACCAGAAGCAAAUUCAAUAUGGCGGCACUGAUAAGGGGGAACGCCAUGGGUGGGCCAUGCUGGAGUAUCUUCUUUGCACGCAGAGAGAUGGUGGUUUGGUUUUCUUUCACUCCGUGGAAAUGAAAGCGUUUUCAUGGAGCCAAGCUUUGAGAGGUUCAAAAGGAGGAAAUAUCAGGAAACAAAUCCUCUUUUUUUGUUUUGGUUUUGUUUUAAACUGAACAGACAAAUUAUAUAUAUUUCUGGCAGGAGUUGUGAUUCACUUGCACAAGAACAACACUUGAAACCUUGUAACGUAAAGUUUUUUUUAAUUUAGGGGAAGGGAAAUGAGGUUUUACUUUGUCAACUUAGUGCUCAGGAGACAGCUUACCAAUCAUCAUCCUCAUAGAAUCAUCUCACAUUCGACGCUGUCCACCAGCACAGAAGUUUAUGACUGUACCUGAGAAAAUGGAUGUUUAUUUCUCUUAAAGGGAUGAUUGGUUGACCUUUGACCUCUGUAGAAGUCUUCCUCUUUUGCCCGGUUUACGACGUACAUGUAAACACAAAGAUGAUCCUUGUUUUUUGGGAAGUUUUAUUUUAAUGCUAUGGAGAUUUAAUUAAUAAAACCAAUUCUAA